AUGAACAACGAUGAAAUAUAUGAAAUAGAUGAUACUCGAUCUAAUGCAGGUACAUCAUCAGAAGAAGCUGGUUCAAAUGAAGGUGCUGAAAAUGGAUAUGUUGAAAAUGGAGAAUACUAUUAUAUAAUACCUCUGAAUACCCAGGACGACACCAAUAAAGAUGCAGAAAAUAAUACUGAAGAUAUUGAUGGUAAUAUCAAAGACAUUGGUGCAAAUGUUGAAGAUAUUAGCAAUAAUAGAGAUUGUUAUUUUAUUGGGAUUAAAAGUAGAGUAUGGACUGCAAGAGGCCUUCUAACAUAUAUCUACAUAUUGUUAAAGCCUCAAUACCAGUCAAGAUUUGCAAACUUGCUUGUGGCUUUUGUGAAGUUAUUGCUUAUUGGCAUUGCAACUUACUUCUUAUUCCCAUACAGGUUUUUUAUCUUUUUAAUAUUGCUCUUCUCUAAAGACGUAAGAGUUGGCUUAGACAAAAUCUAUACUAGUCCUUUAAAGCAUUCUUUGAUUAUUAAGAUAGGAUUAGCUCUUCUUAUUCUUCCCUUCAAGUGGCCCACCCUUUUGGUUGCUGCUAUAGCUACAUGCUCUUUUGUAGCUGUGCGGUGGAUAAGAAAGUGUCUUACAUCUCACAAAUACUGGGAUGCUUUAGGCAUCACAACGGGAUUAGCCUCUAUUUAUGCGCUGUCUCUUAGCAGCUACUGGAUAGAAAAUAUACACAAUGGCUUGCAAUGGACAAUCCUGUUGCAGCUCACUAUUUUUGCAGCUUUGACCUUUGGCUUGGGAGUUACAACAUCGUUUUUCAUUUUUUCUGAAAACACUAUUAAGGCAAUUCAGCUAUAUGCUGAGUUUUUAAGUUACACUUUGCCAGAAAUAGAAGAGCGUAAGCAGAAAUUAUCUGCGCUGGAUAAGGAAAUAGCUGAGCUAAAAUUAGAAGAAGAGAGAAUUGAAGAGGAGAGAACUAGACGCCUAGCAAAACGCUUAACUAUAGGAAUUUUAGGCGAAUUAAAGGAAGAAAAUACUAGAAUUAAAGAAAUGGAAAAUGAAAAGGAAAAGGAAAAGAAAGUAAUAGAGCUUAGUAUUACAAAUCUAAAAGAAAACAAUGACAUAAGAUCUUAUAAUAGCAGUGGCUACAUUGAAAAGAACUUAGACCAACUACUUUCAUUCAGUAAUACGCGGAAUAUUAUAGUCGAGCUCUUUAGAAGCUUGAAAUACAGCCUUAUAGCAGUGUCAGUCAUCGCAGGCUUUUCUGUUCUAUUUAUAAGCUGCUACUCUAGAUCAGAGCUCCCGCUGGCUGAGUAUAUUCUAUCAAUCUUUCCACCACAGGUUACUGAAAAGUUAAGCAAUAUACUAAUGUGA
Molecule: messenger RNA, 1347 nt
Organism: Nematocida minor
Lineage: Eukaryota; Fungi; Microsporidia
Exons: 1
Coding region: 1-1347 (448 amino acids)
Source: RefSeq, a predicted model, not a curated record